CUGGCGUCGCCCCCUCCUUCUCGCAACUUGCUCGGGCUCCCUCUACCUAGCAACCGAUAACGUCACGUCCACUCUGACCAGUCACAGAUGCUCAUUCCAGGCUUGUGGGCGUGUCAGGGCCGGGAUUCCAGGGGAUUCCCGCCGGCCCCGCCCCGCCCCCCGCGCGCCCUUUUCGGCUUUCCGGGAAAUCGCGGUAGCCUCCGGGAAGGCACCGGGUGGGAUUGGGGAGGCAUCCGCCGCACCAGAGACCGAAAAGGUCCAGACUAGAACACACUGGGAGCAGUACCGGGACCUACACGGAGCCUCUGGAACACUCCAGAACCAACUGCUGGAAGAACCGGGACCAACCGGGAGCAGGACCGGGACCCAGCAGGACAAGACCAGGACCCAGCAGGAUCAGACCAGGACACACUCCGUGCCCCCUGAUGUUUUCUCCCCAGAUACGCCGGUUCCUGGCCCUGCUGGCCCCCGAUCGCGGGAGCUGGACGUUGGUGGGGGGGCUUAUGGUGGCUUCUGCCCUCGGUGAGGUGGCUGCCCCGUACUUCACAGGCCGUGUCACCGACCGGGUGACACAGGAGGAUGCGACAGCGGCUGUGUGGCCCCUUGUGCUGGUGAGGCUCAGCAGUGCCAUCACUGAGCUGGCCUGUGACAGCAUGGCUGCUCUGGCGCUGACACGGGCGCGGAAGCGGCUCCAGUGCGGUGCAGUGGCCGCAGUGCUUCGUGGGGACAUGCCCGGGCCUGGGGGCAGCCUGGGAGACACGCCAGGCGCGGUGGCUGAGCGUGUGACAGGGGACGCCGAGGUAGUGCACUCGUCGCUGGCCCAUUUGCUGGUGUCGUGGCUGUGGGAGUUGACACGGGCUGUGUCACUGCUGGCCACGGUGGCCUGGCUGUCCCCGGUGCUGGGCUUGCUCACCCUCCUGGCACUGCCCCUCUUCCUGCUGCUGCCACGCACAGUUGGACGUAUCCAACAGGACCUGGCACGGCAGGUGCGGGUGGCAGAGGCCAACACCACUGCGGUGGCCCUGGAGUCACUGGGGGCCAUCGGCACCGUCCGGGCCUUUGGGCACGAGGCUGGUGUCACCAUGCGGGUCCAGCAGCGCCUCGCCCAGCAGCACCAGUUGGAGAAGAAGGAGGCACUGGCCUAUGCAGCUGGAUGCUGGGCCAGUGGGUUCCCUUCACUGGCUCUGAAGGUGGCAGUGCUUGUCUUGGGGGGGUACUUGGUGUCUGCAGGGACUGUCACUCCUGGGGAACUGGUGGCCAUCCUCAUGUGCCAGCUACACUUCAUCCGUGCUGUGGAGAACGUGCUCCGGUACCUUCCAUUCCUGGCCAAGGCCUUUGGCUCCUCUGAGACACUCCUGGAACUGCUGGAGCAGGCCAGGAAGGUGACACCUGGAGCAGGGCCACCGUCACCUGUCACCCCCGACAACCAUGAGACCACAUGGACUCCAGGCCUAUGCCUCAAGGAUGUCUGGAUGUCAUAUCCUGGACGGUCUGAGCCAGUCCUCAAGGGGGUGUCGCUGUCGCUGCGCCCCGGGGAGGUUGUGGCUGUUUUGGCGCCCCCUGGCGGCGGGAAGAGUUCGCUGGUGGCGGCGGCGCUGGGGCUGCACCCCCUGGCGGGCGGGGCUGUGCUGCUGGACGGGAAUCCCGUGACCCCUCGCUCGGCCCCUGCUCUGCGACAGCAGGUGACUGGUGUCCCGCAGUGCCCAUCCCUCUUGUCUCGCUCCCUCAGCGCCAACAUCACGCUGGGCUGGGAACACAAGGAGGAGACACAGGUGGUGGCAGCAGCACGGCGGGUGGGGGUGCACACUUGGGCCAAACAGCUGCCACAGGGUUACAACACAGAGGUGGGCCCACGGGGGAUGCAGCUUUCAGGGGGACAGACACAAGGGGUGGCGCUGGCCCGGGCCCUGCUCAGGACCCCCCGAGUGCUGGUGCUGGAUGAGCCCACGCGGGCACUCGACCCCGUGAUCCGGCGCCAGGUGGAGCAGGAGCUGCUGUGUUCCGGCGGUGCCGGGGCAGGGGAGGGGCCGGCAGUGCUGCUGGUCACAGGGCGGGUGGCACUGGCCCAAAAGGCACCCAGGGUGGCCCUACUGGACGGGGGACGGCUGCGGGAGCUGGGGAGCCCUGAGGAGCUCAGGACCCUCCCGUGGGCAGCAGCGGGAGACGCUGGGAAUGGGGAGGGGGACGACUAGGGCAGGGAGGGGGACGCUGGGGAUGGAGACUGUGAGAACAGGGGUGAGGACGCUGCAGGGGAGGGGCAGUGGAGACAUGGAGAACAAGGAUGGGGACACCGUGGGGGAAGGAGGGGUGACUUCGGGGCCAGGGCUGUGAUAGUGACCGAGUCAAUAAAUCUACAGAUUUAUACAUCAAUAAAUCAAUAAAUCAAGCAAUAAACGUGUCGAGAGUGGGGCUGGGGCCGGAACCACCCUCGGCUGAGCCCCGUGGCCCCUCCCCCCUCCAUGAGCUCAUCGUGUUGAUGGAGAAAAUUCCUUGGCGGGGGCGGGGGGCACACGCGGUGGGGGGGGAACACGGAGGGGAGAAAAGGGGGAGGACCAGGGGAGGACAUCGGGUGGACAUGGGGCACCCCCCCACUCUGUUCCCUUCCAUGUCUGCCCCGCCCCGGCCUUCUGGCCUUUUGAGGGGUCCCAGGAGCGCCCCCCGCCCCCCCCGCUGUUGUUGUUGCUGCCGGGGCAGUGAGUCACGGCCACGCCCGGACUGGGAGCACUGGGAGGGGUUGUGCUGGGGCACUGGGAUGAGCUAUACUGGUGUUACUGGGAGCCCUGGGGCGGUCUGUGCCACAUUACUGGUGUUACUGAGAGCAUUUGGACAGAUUGUACUGGUGUAAUUGAGAGGACUGGGGUGGACUGUGCCGUGUUACUGGUGUUACUGGGAGUCAUAGGUUAGGCUUACUGGUUAGGCUUACUUGCUUAUUUGGGGUUGCUGGUGUCAAUGGAAUGGGCCAUACUGGUGUUACUGGGAGGACUGGGGUGCACUGUGCCACUAUACUGGUGUCACUGGGCGCACUGGGGCAGGCUAUACUAGGGUUCCUGGGAGCACUGGGAUGGGCUUUCCCAUGCUACUGGUGUCACUGGGAUGGGCCAUACUAGUGGUAUUGGGAGCUGUGGGUCAUGCUGUGCUGUGUUACUGGUGUCACUGGUGUCACUGGGAGCACUAAAGGGCUGUGGGGGGGUAGGUGGCACUGGGUUUACUGAUGGUUCUGGGAGCACUGGGAUGGACUAGACUGGGGAUCUUGUGAACUGGGGGUCAGUCUGAGGCACUUUACAGGUGUCACUGGGAGUCCUGGGAUGUGCUGUGCCUGUGUUAGUGGUGCGCUGGUGUCACUGGUGCCACUGGGAUGGACUAGACUUGGGUUCUCAUGGUCUGGGGGGUCAGUCUGAGGCGUGCUACUGGUGAAACUGGGGGCACUGGGAUGUGCUGUGCCUGUGUUAGUGGUGCACUGGUGUCACUGGGAGCAGUGGAAUGGACUACACUGGGAUUCUUGUGAGCUGGGAGCAUGUUACUGGUGUCACUGGGAUGGACUGCACUGGGGUCCUUGUGAGCUGGGGGUCAGUCUGAGGUGCAUUACUGGUGUCACUGGGAGUACUGGGAGCCCUUCCAUCUGGAUUGUUUGGUUUCCAUGGUGACUCCCCAAACACGG
Molecule: messenger RNA, 3658 nt
Organism: Catharus ustulatus (Swainson's thrush)
Lineage: Eukaryota; Metazoa; Chordata; Aves; Passeriformes; Turdidae
Product: antigen peptide transporter 1-like
Exons: 10
Coding region: 426-2192 (588 amino acids)
Biological process (GO): transmembrane transport
Cellular component (GO): membrane
Molecular function (GO): ATP binding; ATP hydrolysis activity; ABC-type oligopeptide transporter activity
Source: RefSeq, a predicted model, not a curated record